UCUUGGUUACACGAGGGGGCAUAUGAAAAUCACAUCCUCGGAAAUGUUGGUUGGGCAACCUUCUUAGCUUCUCCUCUGUGUGUUUCCAUGGCACUGAGCAUCACAAUGGAGCCGGGUUCCAGAGGAAAACCUUGAACUCUACUGGCCAGACGUUUGCACCAGAUAUGAGACGACUCCUCCUGGUUUUUGUCCUAGGAGCAGGCGUGUUCUCCAUCAUCCACAGCAGCCUCCUCAAUUUCAAGGUGAUGAUCGAAAGGUUGACUCACAAGAAUGCCCUCAUCUAUUUCAGCGGCUACGGAUGCUACUGCGGAAAAGGCGGACGCGGGAAGCCAAGAGACAAGACCGAUAUUUGCUGCUACCUGCAUGACUGCUGCUACGAAGGCUUGCACGAAGUGAACUGCCAUCCGUACACCGAUCACUACAGAUACCUGAUCAUCAAUUCUGACAUUUUUUGCCAGUACAGAAACAGAAGCCUGUGCUCCAGACUGGCCUGCGAAUGCGACCGGCGAGCCACGCUGUGUUUCCAAAGGCAAGCCAAAACGUACAGCAAAAAGUUCCUCCACUACCCCGCCAUCUUGUGCAAGGAACCGACCCCGAAGUGCCCCAAAAAGAAACAGGAGCAGAGCAAGGCCUCCAACAAAGUGCAGAAACCGAGUCCAGGAAACGCUGGAGGCAACCAAGCCGUAAAGAAACCGGGGAGCCUCCUGGAGCUGGGAUGAAAGGCUGCCAGGAUUCAAAUA
Messenger RNA from Sceloporus undulatus (fence lizard), 740 nucleotides. Its product is annotated as basic phospholipase A2 PLA-B-like. The transcript is spliced from 5 exons. The coding region runs from base 165 to 719 and encodes 184 amino acids. Gene Ontology annotation, molecular function: calcium ion binding; phospholipid binding. Gene Ontology annotation, biological process: lipid catabolic process; arachidonate secretion; negative regulation of T cell proliferation. NCBI's taxonomy places the organism in Eukaryota, Metazoa, Chordata, Lepidosauria, Squamata, Phrynosomatidae. The record is from RefSeq and is a predicted model, not a curated record.